UCGCGGAGCGCAGCGGAACGCCGUGUGUGGGCUGCGCCGGCGGAGGGAGCGGUGUGGCGGGCGGCCCGGCGCCGGAAGCGGCAGCAGCGGGCGGACGGUGGAGCCUCAUGGAGCGGCUCCGCAAGCUGUGGCGGGGCCGCACGAUGACCUUCGGCGUGCCGCUGCUGCUCUACAUUGUUGGGGGAUCUUUUGGACUCCGUGAGUUUGCUCAGAUAAGAUAUGAUGUCCACAAACUACAUGGCAAGGUUGAUCCUGCUUUGAAGGAAAAAUUGAAGCAGAACAAUGUGACGUUGGAAUCUGAAUAUAAGAAAUUGGAAAAAUCUGACUUGGAUAACUGGGAGAACAUCAGAGGACCCCAGCUGUGGGAAGAUUCCAGGACUGUUCAGAAGCAACGGCGAGAGGCUGCCCGUCUCAAGACAGAGUGAUUGAGCAAGCCUGCUUUGCUGCCUAUGGAACCAAGUCUCAGGCUGGACUACCUUAUGUUCUAAACCAGCAUCAGGAACAGAUUUGGGAUGGAGGAAUUGUCCUGAGCAAUUCAAGCCAAUAUGUAUAUAACUGAAUGCGAGAUCAAACCAAAAAGCACUAUGUUGUAUGAAGCUCUUUGUUUGCUUCUGUUUGCACAGAAUUCCACAGGCUGUAUAUGAGAGUUCUCAAUUAAAAAACAAAACAAAACAAAACAAAAAACCUGA
Messenger RNA from Tympanuchus pallidicinctus (lesser prairie-chicken), 689 nucleotides. Its product is annotated as cytochrome c oxidase assembly protein COX16 homolog, mitochondrial. The record is from RefSeq and is a predicted model, not a curated record. Gene Ontology annotation, cellular component: mitochondrial inner membrane. Bases 108 to 425 code for a protein of 105 amino acids. NCBI's taxonomy places the organism in Eukaryota, Metazoa, Chordata, Aves, Galliformes, Phasianidae. Gene Ontology annotation, biological process: mitochondrial respiratory chain complex IV assembly. The transcript has 4 exons.